AUGGAGACCCACGCCAAAGCUGGAAGUCCACGUAAUCUCGCUGAAGAUGACCCACUUGACAAUUUUACUUCAAGUUUGAAUGCCACACCAUCGACUCUAACAUCCCAAACAGUUAUAAAGGGUAGCUUGGAUGCUGUGACUGCAAAUCAAUCCACUAUUGAUAGCCUUCCACCACAUGGGGAACGAGUCCGCAGAGCUGCAACCUCAAGGACAGAGAGAAUAUGGCCUGGUGGAAUCAUCCCUUAUCUAAUACAAGGCAACUUUACUGGCCACCAAAGAGCAAUAUUUAAACAAGCUAUGAGACACUGGGAAAGAUAUACCUGUGUUACAUUUAUAGAAAGAACUGAUGAAGAAAGUUAUAUCGUCUUUACUUACAGAACAUGUGGCUGCUGUUCAUAUGUAGGUCGACGAGGAGGAGGUCCUCAGGCUAUAUCCAUAGGAAAGAACUGUGAUAAGUUUGGCAUUGUGGUCCACGAACUGGGACAUGUGAUUGGAUUUUGGCAUGAACAUACUCGUCCAGACAGGGAUGAACAUGUGACAAUUGUAAGAGAAAACAUACAGCAAGGUCAGGAAUACAACUUCCUUAAGAUGGAACCAGGAGAAGUGAAUUCUUUGGGAGAGACAUAUGAUUUUGACAGUAUCAUGCAUUAUGCCCGGAACACAUUCUCAAGGGGUUUAUACUUUGACACAAUUCGUCCUCGACAACCUCUCAGCCAGAUUCAGAAUAUUGGACAGCGCAUGCGGCUCAGCCGGGGAGAUAUAGCACAGGCAAAGAAGUUAUAUAAGUGCCCAGCAUGUGGGGAAACUUUAAUGGAGUCAAGUGGCAAUUUCUCUGCUCCUGGUUAUCCAAGUGGUUACCCAUCUUACACCCAUUGCAUAUGGAGAAUAUCUGUAACACCUGGAGAAAAGAUAGUCCUGAAUUUCACAGAAAUGGACCUCUUUAAAAGUCGACUAUGCUGGUAUGACUAUAUUGAAAUAAGAGAUGGAUAUUGGAGGAAGGCGCCCUUAUUAGGUAGAUUAUGUGGGGAUCGUAUACCAGAACCAAUAGAAUCCUCUGAUAGCAGGCUAUGGAUUGAAUUUAGAAGUAGCAGUAAUAUCCUGGGUAAAGGAUUCCAUGCUCUUUAUGAAGCUAAAUGUGGAGGCCACAUAAAAAAGGAUAUUGGUCAGAUUCAGUCUCCUAACUAUCCAGAUGAUUAUCGACCUGACAGACAAUGUGAAUGGAAAAUUACAGUCUCAGAAGGAUUUGUGGUUGGCCUUUCUUUCCAAACGUUUGAGUUUGAAACGCAUGACAAUUGCUUAUAUGAUCACCUGCAAAUACGUGAUGGUCCAUCAGAAGAUAGUCCCCUUAUUGGGCAGUUCUGUGGCUAUGAGAAGCCUGAUGACAUUAAAUCUACCUCAAAUAAUCUUUGGAUAAAAUUUUUCUCUGAUUCUUCAGUCAAUAAAGCUGGAUUUUCUGCGAACUUCUUUAAAGAGAUCGAUGAGUGUGCCACACCAGAUAAUGGAGGAUGUGCCCAGCGUUGUGUUAAUACAUUGGGAAGUUACAGAUGUGUCUGUGACCCAGGAUAUGAACUGACUCCGGAUAAGAAAAGCUGUGAAGUUGCAUGUGGCGGUGUUAUCACAAAGCUGGAUGGGACGAUCACUAGCCCUGGUUGGCCUAAUGAAUACCCCACUAAUAAAAACUGUGUGUGGCAGGUGGUGGCUCCAGCGCAGUACAGAAUAUCUCUACAGUUUGAAUUCUUUGAACUUGAAGGCAACGAUGUUUGUAAAUACGAUUAUGUGGAAGUUCGCAGUGUGCUCAAGACGGAUACUAAACUACAUGGAAGAUAUUGUGGAUCUGAGAAACCAGAAGUGGUAACUUCACAGGGCAAUACUAUCCGACUGGAAUUUAAAUCUGACAACACGGUGUCAAAAAGAGGGUUUAAAGUCAACUUCUUCUCUGAUAAGGACGAGUGCUCGAAGGAGAACGGGGGCUGUCAGCAUGAGUGCCUCAAUACUUUAGGCAGCUAUGUGUGCCAGUGCAAAAAUGGCUACAUGCUCCAUGAAAAUGGACACGACUGUAAAGAGGCUGGCUGUGAACACAGAUUCCUAAGUGCAGAAGGAACCGUUUCAAGCCCCAACUAUCCUGAUAAGUACCCCAGUCGAAAAGAGUGCACCUGGGAGAUCUCCACUACAGCAGGUCAUAGAGUCAAACUUGUGUUUAAUGACUUUGAAAUUGAAUUGCACCAGGAAUGUGCCUAUGACCACCUUGAGCUGUAUGACGGACCAACCGGGAAAUCCCCAAUUCUAGGCCGAUUUUGUGGCAGCAGUAAACCCGAACCUAUUAUUGCAUCCACAAAUCAUAUGUUUAUGCGCUUUUAUUCUGAUGCUUCGGUGCAGAGGAAAGGGUUUCAAGCCAAGUACAACACAGAAUGCGGAGGACGACUGAAAGCUGAGAUCCAAACAAAAGAUCUCUUUUCACAUGCCCAGUACGGUGAUAAUAUUUACCCAGUACAAGCCAACUGUGACUGGGUCAUUGUAGCAGAAGAUGGCUAUGGAGUAGAACUGAUCUUUGAGACCUUUGAAAUGGAGGAAGAAUCAGACUGUGGUUAUGACUACAUGGAGAUAUACGAUGGUUAUGACAGUACUGCUCCACGACUAGCUAGAUAUUGUGGCUCGGGGCCCCCAGAAGAAAUAUAUUCAGCUGGAGACUCCAUUAUGAUUCGCUUUCAUACGGACGAUACAAUCAACAAAAAAGGAUUCCAUGCCCGAUACACCAGCACCAAAUUUCAGGACGCUCUACAUAUGAGGAAAUGAUUUGUACACAACUUAGUCACUAAACAUUUACAACAUCAAUGUUAUGGACCUCUGGGAGAUUGAGCUGAUUGCUGUGCAUCUCUCUGAUUAAUGGCUGAACACAGUCUGCAGGAUAUUUGUACCAAUAAGGAUCCAAAUUUUACUAGCAUGCUAUUGUACUGUGCCAAUGUACCAAGGACCAAAUAUCUGCAUCUAAUAGGCCAGCUUAGUUUAUAUUCCUUUAGAGAAGGACUUUUGUUAGGUUCAUAAAGGGGUUGUCCGAGAUAACAAAAAAUUUUAGAGACCCUAAAUUGUCUUAAAGUUAGUCAUACUCAGUCCUUUCUCUAGUGCCAUUCUCUGCUGCACUAGCCCAGUUCUUCUGGUGCUGGUUCUUUAGAAGCAACAUCAGUAAUUUGCUGGAAUACGGCACAUGACCGCUGCAGCCAAUCAGUGUCCUCAACUGUCUACUGCAGAGGCAGUAAUUGGCUGCAGUGUUAAGAUGCCAUAUAGCAGCACGUCAUUGUGCAUGCCACACACUGAUGUGCCAAUUACUGUCCUCCAGCAGGAGAA
Bufo gargarizans (Asiatic toad) is the source of this 3342-nucleotide messenger RNA. Its product is annotated as tolloid-like protein 2. Bases 1 to 2793 code for a protein of 930 amino acids. Gene Ontology annotation, biological process: proteolysis. Lineage: Eukaryota; Metazoa; Chordata; Amphibia; Anura; Bufonidae. Gene Ontology annotation, molecular function: serine-type endopeptidase activity; metalloendopeptidase activity; zinc ion binding. The transcript is spliced from 20 exons. The record is from RefSeq and is a predicted model, not a curated record.